Messenger RNA from Aspergillus tanneri, 438 nucleotides. RefSeq lists its product as uncharacterized. The transcript has 3 exons. The record is from RefSeq and is a predicted model, not a curated record. Gene Ontology annotation, biological process: fatty acid metabolic process. The coding region runs from base 1 to 438 and encodes 145 amino acids. Gene Ontology annotation, molecular function: long-chain fatty acyl-CoA binding. Lineage: Eukaryota; Fungi; Ascomycota; Eurotiomycetes; Eurotiales; Aspergillaceae.
AUGUCCCUCGACGCCUUCUAUACCGCUCUCUCCGCCUCCCAAUCCGGCGCCCAAUACACCCCCGACGUGCAAUCCGCCGCAUCCGGCAUCAACAUCGAUCUCCUCAAGGUCGCAGUGCAGGCGAUCCUCGCGGGCGAUGACUCGGCCAGCGUGGAUGGCGACCAAGCCACUGCGUUGAAGGCCGGAUUCGAGUUCGCUGCGAAGCUUGUGAAGAUGUUGGAGAAGGAGCCUGGAACGAAUGAGAUGUUGAAUUUGUACAAAUAUUUCAAACAGGCGAAGGGUGAGAAACCUGCUGAACCGUCGUUUUAUCAGAUGGAGGCCAAGUACAAGUACAACGCAUGGAAGGAAGUUAGCCACAUCAGUGCCCACAGAGCUCAGGCUCUGUAUAUCCAGGAGGUGGGGACGUUGAUCGAGAAGUAUGGGACUCGCUCGGCCUGA